CUUCGAUUCGUUCCACAUCAGCUUCAAGACUCACAUCUCUCCAGCCAGAGAGUACUAGUAGUAGGGUUAAAAAAUGAAUCAAAGAGAAAACAGAGAAAAGAGAUUGAAAAGCCUUUAAGAUCUGCCUCUAAAACCCUCCGUUCUAUUCUCCGAUCGACAUGCAACAAGGGAUCAGUCAUACUCCUCUUGGUACUUACCGAGACACUGAACCUGUCCCACUCUCAACAUACCGAGAAAACGACAACUUAUGGGAAAACGGUUUCAACAGAGAACAGACCAUUGAAGAGCCUGAGGCCAAGGAGAAUGGGAAGAGAAGUGUUGACAAGAGCUCCUUCCCUCACGGCGAAACCGAUCUCAACCAACUCCCAGCUAUCCCACCCGCUUCAACUGGUCAAGGCUUACCGUACGCCCCUGUUGACUGGCCGAGUUUCGGUGAUGUCUGGACUUGGAGAGUCGGGAAGAGAGUGACCGCCACUGGCUACCAUCACGAUAGGCUUCUCAUUCUCCCUCAGAGGCUUCAGCAAAAGAAUGUACCAAAGUCUUUUGCAAGCAAACAAACUCUUCUCCGUUACUUCCAGUCUAACUUCCCCGGCAUGGAUGCUGAUGCCUUCUUCGCGUCGUUUAGCUGGAAGGUCCCUGCUCUCUUCCAGCCUGCUAACAAAGUUGAUGCUGCGUCUCUCUUUGAGGAGACACCAAAGGAAGUAAAGACAGAAGGAAACUCCAGAUACAGCCAGAGGAAAAGGAAUUCAAUGCCUGUUGAAUCUAACGCUAAAGCAGCUCAAAGAGGUGGUAGCAGUAGCAACAAGAAGAAGAAAGGAGGAGUCACAACAACUCCUACCACUGGAUGGAAAUCUACUAGGAGAGGUUCGAACCAGCAGAGAGGUGGCGCUGUGUACCACCUCAACGAGGAGGAGGAGGAGGGAGAGCCUAUCACUGGACCAAACACUAGCGGCAGGAGGAAGAAACGCAGAGUUAACCUUAAGGAAGAAGAAGAAGAAGAUGUUUCCAUCCCUCACAUCUACGUCUCUCCGAUGAACGGCGUCCUCGCGGUCUCCCACGAGCCUAUCGAUGUUGAUCCGGUAGAGUUCGACAGCUACCUGAACUCUCUUGACAUCCUUCUUCACCAAGGUCCAGAAGAUGCUUCGGUUCUCGUCACUGCAAGCUCUCCAAUGAGAGAGUACGAAUGGGCUGAAGCUCGUAUGAAGAUCUCCUCUCUUCUAGAGAAAGACUUCCCUACCUUGUUCACCUCCAAGGAUGCUGCGGAGAUAGCAGCGUUAGCGACUAAACUGAGGAAAGAUCCGAACCUCUCCGCUGAAGAGAUGGUGAGGUUGAAGCUCAUGCAAGAGAUGCCAACGUUCAGCGAAGUGUUUCAGGAGAACAAAAUGGUGAUCGAAGAAGCAGACAGGUUCUUCUCUGCGCUGGAACUUAACAAAGCUAAAGUAGCGUCGCUUAAAUACGAGUACAGCGACCUGAGGCACAAACUAGGGAGUAUACAGACGGAAGUGGACGAGAACUCUGAGGGUAUACGCCGGAUAGAUGACCAGAUCGCUCAGCUUCAAGCUAGGAGGACUGAGUUGAAGAGGUGCAUUGGGAGCAAGGAGAAAGAGAAGGUUGACCUGAGCUAUGGAAAGAAAAUGGUGGCGAACUCUAUUCCUAAAGUGGUGCAGGACGUUCAAGCAGCUAACUCGAAGAAGCCAGAGUGGGAGUGUAAGAAGGAGAAUGCUCUUAAGCGUGAAGAAGAGAUCCUCUCUAAGUUCACUCCCCUCAGAGGCUUCUUCCUCUAAUCCUGCAUCUCUUUGACUAUUUUACCUUUUAGUCAGUCUUGAUGUAUUAAGUUGAUGUAUUAAGCAUAAAAGCAGAGAUCCUCUCUGUGUUGCAGACUCAUGAAGGCUUGGAGUUUUCUCUUUAAUGGAAUGCUUAUGCUGUAGUAGUUCAGUACUCUUUCAAAGAAAGAGAAGUUCACA
Brassica rapa (field mustard) is the source of this 1964-nucleotide messenger RNA. RefSeq lists its product as uncharacterized. The record is from RefSeq and is a predicted model, not a curated record. NCBI's taxonomy places the organism in Eukaryota, Viridiplantae, Streptophyta, Magnoliopsida, Brassicales, Brassicaceae.